AUGUCAAGUAUGAACGGAAUAUCAGCAAUACACGUUAAAAAAUUAAGUCAUAAUAUUGAGGAAAUACGAUUGAGAGCAUUAAAUAAUAUUAUUUCAAAAUACGAUCUUGGUUUUGGUUGUGAUUGCGAUGCUGUAAAAAAGGAAUUAAUAACAAAAUUAUUUAAUUGGUUUUCAUUUGAAGCGUUUUCACAAACAGAAAAAGUUUUAGAUUUAUUACUUCGUUUAUUAAAGACAGAUGAUAAAAGUCAUUUAAAUGCAUUUGGUAAAUUACGAUUUCAAAAUGAACUGCAUGAAUUAAGAAGAAAAUUAGGUUCAGAAUGGUAUGAAAAAAUAAAUGAAAUUGAAGAAAUUGUUCUCAAUUCAGAUAAAAUACAAACUACAUCAUCAAAGUCAGAAACUAUAAAGUUAUUUGAAAUAUGUUGUAAAAAAAUAUUAUAUUUUCUAAUACGUAUGAUUUAUAGUACAGUACCAUUUGAUUUAACAUUGGAAUGUGGGGAUGGGACCCCAAUAUCUAAAGCUACAGAGGGUGGUAUCAAAUGGUUAAUCAUGCCAUGGCAACCUUUAGUCACCUCUGAUAGAGGAGUCUUAGCUGCAGUUGAAGAAGCACUAAAUAAUAGUUUAGAUACAAAUCUCAUAUUACAUACAUGUCAAUUUAUAACGAAUGUGAUGAUGCAAGAUUUUCCAGCAGAAGUUUUCCUGCAAAGACCAGCAAUUGUUUCUAUAUUACAUAAUCUUUUAGAAUCUAGUAUAAAUACCUCAAGUGCCAAUUUUAGAAGUAUAGUACCAAUGGUAUUAAAAACACUCCAUAAAUUAACACGAUCUUUAAGGUUACGAAUUUACUAUUACUGUGAACCAUGUAUUGCAAAUAAAAAACAAAAAUUAUUAGCAGGAGCAUUAAGCAAUAAUGUUUAUUCUUCCUCUGAAACAAGAGAUAGUCCUGAUGGAGGAUUUCCAGAAGCUAAUUAUCAGGCAUAUCAAUCUACUGGUACGAGUGAAAGAAGUCAAAGCAUAUCAGAUAAUAUUGACGAUUCUAUUUUACAACUACAACAGAUGCUUAUACCUACCUUUUGUAUUGAAACCUUAAAACACGUUAUAUCUCAAUUAAGUAUUUCUAUUAAUUUAACAUUCCUAUUAAGAAAUGUCAAAUAUGUAACAGAUGUGGUAUAUGAACUGGUACAGUUACUUAUCAUUAGUGUGAUGCCAAAUAUUUGGCUUUGUAACGAUAAUAUUGCCUUAAAAAUAAUUGAAGAUAUGAAAAUAUUAUUCGGCAUUCUAGGAGAUGUUAUAGAAUAUUUUAGAAACUAUAGUACAAUGGAUGAUUUUAGAAUAACAUAUCUGCAUCUUGUAACUAUUACAAUGAAACUUUUAAGUCAUAUUGUUCCUCUAGAAAUAGCAGAUAUUAUUUUCCCCAAAUCCCUUAAAACAUCCAUUUGUGUAGCUAUAAUGGAUGCUGCUAUAUAUUUUUUGUAUCCAAAGUUACACCUUAUAUUACAAGAAUAUGGUCGUCAAUUUCAAAGUAAUGACGAAAUUGCAUAUAUUAAAUUAUUUGAUGAAACAAGAGUAAUAACAAAGUCAAUGCAAGCAGCUAUAUCCUUAACCAAAAAUACAUCUGAUUUAACUCAUUCAGAUAUCUUGAAAAUGAUGUAUGCUUCAAAAUUAAGUUUAUCUUAUCACAAAAAUUUUAGUGUUAUUAAAAAGAUUAUCAAAUUUUUACAAAAUAUAAAUAGGUAUUCUUUAAAUAAUGAAGAUCAAACAUUGAGUAUAAAAUUAAUAUUAAACUUAUUAGCAAAUGCUGAUACUGAUAUACAGUAUGUUACAUAUCUUGAAUGUCACACUUUAAUUAAAAACAUUCUAGGAGUAGAAUAUAACAAAGAAAAAUUAUCAUGGGAAAAUUUAAUAUUUUUAUUUGAUUGGUCUGUGUUAACUGAAAUCAUAUCUUAUGGUGUAACACAUGACGACAAAAGGAUCAGGGAAAUGUCAGAAGAAAUAUUAAUUUACAUACUAAAGGGAAGAUUACAAAUGGGAGAAAAUGGAUGGUUAAAAUCAUUAGAAGCCAUAUUACCAGUGUUACCUCUUUUACAAUGUCAUGCUCAUUCUUCUACAACUUUAGGUCAAUGUAUAAUGAAAAUUUUCGAUCCUGAUGUUUCUACUAAUAUACAAUUACCAUAUAUCGAGGUUUUAAAAGGUAAUUUAAGGUUUCUAUUUUCAUCGGAUGGAGAUAUUAGAGAAGAAGCCAUUUGUAGAUUAAUUUGGCUUCUUGGAAAAGAAAAGGAUUCAGUUCAAAAAUUACCACGAUUAUCAUCUUUGCAUGAUUUACCUCUUAGUUCACUUUGUAUUUUUGACCGACAAACAUUUUUUAAAAAAUCUGAAGGCAAUUAUCAGAGAAGCAAUUUAUUAUCUGUACUUGAAAUGUUAAAUGAACCAAAUAUUGAUCCAAAAAUACGAAAAUCCGCAUUAGUGCAAAUUAGUGUAAUGCUCUCGGAUUCUUCCUUGCAUAAAUUAUUUAUUAAUGAAAAUGGAUUGCCAUUAAUCUUAAAUAUAUUUAACAGUGCAUUGGUUGAAAAGGAAUGUAUUAAUUAUCCAGAUUCUGCCAUUCCUAUAAUUACUAUACUAAAACUAUUAUCUUCCACUGAAUGUUCUAUACGCCGAGAUUUAUCCAGUCGUAUUAACGUUCUUUCAAACAUAAUUAGAAGUCUUUUUCUUUUUCCAAAUAAUGAAUGUGUUAAAACUGAUGGUUCACAACUAUUGUGUUUAUUACUUUAUAAUGAAUACAUUAUGAGACUGAAUGAAAAACAUACGGAAAAUUAUAACCAAUUAAAUAUUUCUUUACCUCAUAUUAUUGUUUCUAAAAUGAAGCUACCGUUCCUUUGUAAAUCACAUUGGAAAAUAAGUAUGCAUAGACGAUCAGAUAUGUCUGUUCUUCAUAAUAAUAAUCCAUUGGUAUCAACAUUUAUAAGACAAUAUUGGAUAUGGGAAUGGAAUGGUGGUACAAAUGUACUUUGGAAAAAUUUGAAAGAUUUUCAUGAUUCUGAUAUAUCAGAAAAACUGAAAAUUCAAGAAAAUGAAUUUUCAGUUUUACGUUUCAGUUUUCCUCACUAUUGCUGCCAACAACAACUAUACAAUAUACAAAAUUCAACAACCCAUGACUCAGUUUCAUGCACACUUGAUUAUCUUACAAUGUACAUAAAAUUUUAUAAAAUGCAACAAUAUGAAGAAGUAAAAGAUAUAAGCUUGCUACCUUGGGAACAAACAUUUGAACGUUUUUUACUUUCACAACCUGCAAGUAAAGAGGACUGUGAUCUGUUUGUUGAAGUUUUAAAUUUUUUACAACUCUAUAUUAAUAUUACAAAGAAUGGCAAGUAUAAAUGGACGAAUAAAAUAAUAAAAAAUAUAACUAAAUCACUGGCGGAAUUAUUAAAAAAUUCGGAACUAGAUAAUCAAAAUGUACAUCAAUCUAUAUUGAAAUUAGCUCGUACUUGUGCAGCUGUAGAAAAAACUGAAAAAACUACUGUAGAGAAUCAAGAUGUUUGGCUACAUUUUAUUGAAUUAAUUGUCUCUACUUUAUGUUUAGGGGAUCAACAACAUUUUUAUAAUUUAGCCUAUCUUGAUUGGUUGUUAACAUGUUUAACAUAUUUAAUUGGAAAAUGUCAUUGGACCAAUUAUAAAAAUUUAUUGAUAUCUUUAGGAAAUACAUUAAUUGAACUAAUUAUAUCCUUUCAUGGUGCUGGAACAGUUAGCUUCAUGGGUUUAUCUAUAACUAGAAAUUCUAUCAUAUGUCUUAAUCACUUAUUAUACCAAAUGCAAAUAAAUUUUAAUAAAAACACUUUUGCGCUAUUUUGGUACGAAGAAGGCCGUAUGUUGAAUUGGUUGCCCACAUUAUGGCAAAAUCGAGAUCCCUUAGUUCGUGCAUCUGCUUUACAAUUAUUAGCAGGAUUAAUGAAUAAUUUGCACACAGCUUCUCAACUGCUAAAUUCCAUAGCAUUGGCACCAAGUGAAUUAUGUCAGACAUUACUUCAGUGUAUUGCUAAUAGAGAAGAAUCAUGUAUUGUUAGAGAACAAGCAUGCUGUGCAUUUAGCAGUCUAGUAAAAAAUUGCAAUUCUAUAAUUUUCCAGUAUAUGGAUUCCUUGAAAGCAAAUGCUAUUUUAAUAUACAUAGAACAAAACAACACUUAUUAUGAAAUAAGUGUACUGUGUUCUAAUAUUUAUAUGUUUACUUCUUUGGACUGUGACCAUAUGGAUAAUCAAGAACAAGAAACUGGGAAAGUCCCGUCUAUCCACAGCAUACAGUCGAGUAAUACAUCUUUGGUACCGCGUACGAUUUCACAUCUGUAUAAUUGUCAGGAUGAAUUACAGCCUUUUUCCACCAGAGGUUCAACAACUACGGAUAUGGACAAUUAUUUACAAUUGAUUGCAACACCAUCAUUGAUAACAGCAGUUUGUAGACUACUAAAUAACUUAAUAUUAGUAGGAAAGCAAGAAGUUGUUCAUCAUAUUUAUGAGCACUCUAUUGACAAAUAUUUAAUUGGAUGCAUUAACGACAUUCCUAAAGAUGUUAAAACUGAGAAGAACUUAACACACUACUGUGACAUAUUAGAAAUGUACAUUGGUAUCUGUACAGUUUUAACAAAUUGUAUUACACACAGUAAUGAAUAUAUUCUUGUAGCCAAUUUUUCUGUUGAUUCACUAUACACAUUAUUUUGUUUUUUAAACAACGAUUUAUACUGUAAUAGAACAUCGCAGUUAAUAUCUUUACGAAAUAAACUUUGGACCGAGAUUUUUAAUUUUAUAGCUAUACUUUCAUUAACAGAAAAUCAACACUUUGAAUCAAUACAGGCUGCUUUGGAAUUGCGUGGUCCAGAAGCUGUACUUUUAUCUAUUUGCCUUGCAAUGAAAGAUUCUAGUCCAGAGCUUCGUAUCAGCGCUAUAGGUUGUCUUGCAUUUUUACUUUCUCAAGAAAUUCAAAAAGAUUCUUUAGGGAAAAGUAGUGUCUCAUUACAAUCGGUAAUGGAUACUGCUUUUACUCGUUCAUCAAGUGACAAUAGAAAUCAUUUAAAAGAAAUUAUAUAUGAUGUUAAUAAACUUUCUCUACAAAGCGCCAAUGUACAUUCAAGGAAAUCAAAUGAAAACGAAGAUUUCCCUUUGACUUGUGAAAAACCAGGAAAUUGUGAAGUUGAGACGAAUGAAAUUGCUAUGAGUGAAGAACUUUGUAGUAUUUUAUUGCAUUUGUUUAUAGCCCAUAACUAUAAUAGAUCUAAAAAAAAUAAGAAAUUAAGCGAGGACAAAGAUUUGAUUACAAGCGCGCUUACUAAUUUAUUGUGUGUAUCAAAUACAGCCAAAAAAGUCGCGCUGGAAGAAAAUUUACCUGAAACAGCUGUAAUGAUAUUAAAAGAACUGUAUGUCAGAUUAAAUUUACAACCUUUUGAGCUUAUCAAAAAUCAGAUAGAUCGAGAAAAAAAGAUUCAUCCAUUACUACAUGACUUGAAUGCUAUUUUUAUAUUAUUAAUGAACUUCAUGUAUGGUAAUACAGAAGUUAAAGAAGUUCUAACAAAAGUAGGUCUAGCAGAUGUAUUGCACAAAUUAUGGGCUUGGAUUGCAUUAAGUAAAACAGUUUCAACUACAGCUCUGAAAUUAUUAGCAACCUACACUACAAAAUGUACUACAGCUGCUCAAUCUUUGACAUUAACAACUAUCUUACCUGGAACGGGACUUAGGAAAACGCCUAAUACUCUCGCACUUAUACAUGUUAUUGUACAAUUAGUUUGCAAAGAAAUAGAUAAGGCUGGUCAGUUCUUUGAUAAUCACAAGUUACACUUUGCUUUUCAUAUUCUACGAAAUGCAAUACAUGUUCAUGAAUGUAGAGUAUCGAUUUCAAAGAGCAAUCUUCUACAAUUUUUUACGAAAAUUCAUCCAAUCACUACGAAAAGAGUAAAACCUUGGCCACUCGUCGAAUUAUACUGUUUGGAAUUUUUAAUCGAUUUUACAUAUUAUGAAGAGGGUCAGUUAUGUGUACCAAAGGCAGUUGACGGCUUGGAUGUUUUGUUGCAAUUGUCAAAAUAUUCCUCAUCAUCUAACAGAAUUCUAGCAAUUUCCAUAUUGCGUAAUCUCGCGUUUAACAUGACAAAUCGACCUCGGUUACUUAGUUCAGUGGAUUUUAUUAAUGUUCUGCAUGAUAUAUUUAAAAAUGGUUCCUUGGAUGAAAUUAAAAUAGCAGGUUCUAUGUUGUGGUCUUUGGUGUCCAACAAUCAAAAAGGAAAAUUAAUCGCUCGAAGUGCUGGUUUUUCACAGAGUCUACAAGAAACUUUAGGUAGAUUUACGCUAUUAAAUGUAGACGAUAGGAAAGAAGAAGAGGACUUAAUAAAAAUGUUACAAUAUAUAUUAAGAAUUCUUAGUCCAAUAGAUACUAAAAAUGAUUGA
This is a messenger RNA of Eufriesea mexicana, 6414 nucleotides long. It is a transcript of the gene ana3, whose product is annotated as rotatin homolog anastral spindle 3. Gene Ontology annotation, cellular component: centrosome; centriole; ciliary basal body. The record is from RefSeq and is a predicted model, not a curated record. Bases 1 to 6414 code for a protein of 2137 amino acids. Lineage: Eukaryota; Metazoa; Arthropoda; Insecta; Hymenoptera; Apidae. The transcript is spliced from 28 exons. Gene Ontology annotation, biological process: centriole replication; centriole-centriole cohesion; ciliary basal body organization.